AACGAGUCUCGGCAGACCAUUAUUGUGUGAAAAGUGUCUAAAAAUUGCCAAUAAAGUGCUCUUGAAUUGCAGAAAACUGUGUAAAAAUGUCCUCGUGUGGUGUAUAAAUUAAUGUACAUUGCAUUUACUGUGGAGUACUCUGGAUUUUGCCGUGAAUUUUGUGAUUUUCUCUCGUGUCUGACAAGCAGCCAGGAUGCACUUGUGAAUGAACUCAUCCAUCCGAGCCAACCGUCGACUUUACAGUGACCGUGACGACGCCAUCGACGUCACGACGAGCCUACACUUCGUAACAGCUUGGACGGCAUGGCGGCCUCCACUCAGGGCGAAAUAAGAGUGGGUCCUGGCCACCAGGUAAACGAUAUCUAUGCCAAGUUACCAGAUUAUCAGCCAAUUUCGAAGUACCAAAUCGACAAGGACUCUGACCGUGACCUGGAAGAUCCCCGAUGGAGUCCGGGAGUUGUUUUGGAUGGUGAUUUGAUGAUGUACUUACGUGCAGCUCGAUCAAUGGCCGCGUUUCAAGAUAUGACGAUAGGUAUGUGCGAUGGAGGCUCACCCGAGGAUGGAUGUUUAGCUGCUAGCAGGGACGAUACAACAAUAAACGCAUUGGACGUUUUACACGAUUCAGGUUAUGAUCCUGGAAAAGCUCUUCAGACAUUAGUAAAGUGUCCCGUACCAAAGGGUAUCGAUAAAAAGUGGACUGAGGACGAAACGAAGCGUUUUAUAAAGGGACUUCGUCAAUUUGGCAAGAACUUCUUUCGCAUUCACAAGGAUCUUUUGCCGCACAAGCAGACGCCAGAACUUGUUGAAUUUUACUACUUGUGGAAGAAGACACCGGGGGCGAAUAAUAAUCGCCCGCAUCGACGACGCCGUCAAGGCUCAUUGAGACGUAUACGAAAUACAAGGGCGACCAAUUCAACGCCAAGCACGAAGAAGGAGGAGACACCAGAACCGGCAUCGGAACAGAGACCAUCGCCUGUUUCCAAGGAGGAGAACAGUUCAUUGACUGAGGACGACGCUAGUGAGUGUGAUAGCGACUCGAGUGCUACGAAUAAGAGAUCAACUCCAGCUGGAAGUGACUUUCUCGGUGACGAAUCACCAUCGAGGAUGCGAACGAGGAACAAGCAGUCGUCCAAAGAUCAGCCGAGCAGUAAGAGGCCGAAGCGUGGCACUGACACGCCGGACGCAACAGCUGAGAGUCCGAGAACACCAAAUAAAGCUGACAAGAAGAAGAGCAAAACUGAGACACCGAACAAGGGGCGGAAGAGGCAGAAUGACGCUAGUGACGAGAGUGAUGAGAAGGACAAGAGGAAGCGUUCUGAUACACCGUCAGAGAGUGGAAAUUCAGACAGUCGUCCAGAGUCUGUUCUCGACGAAGUGGAGAAUCCAACGGAGUCUCCGGAAGCGUUGUCUGGCUCUGGGAGUGUGUCCAAGGAGGCGGAGGAGAAGGCUCUUGAUCCGCUGUCGGUUCAAGCGCCCGUGGAGAGCAGUUUGAGCAGUGGGUCGAAUGCGAAGGAGGCGGAAGAGGAGUUGAUAGUUCUGAGUAAGCCUGAAGAGCCUGUGGCGCUGGUGACGGAAGUGAGCGAUGCAAAGACGCCAUCUCCGGAGGAGGAUUCGAAGAGUGUAGAGAAGAAAGUGGAUGAGGAUUCAUCGUCCUCGUCAUCGACGAAGGAGUGUCCACAGGAGAUGCUCUCUAAGAUUGCCAAUAUGAAGCAAGAGGUGAAUCCGAUUCCUGCUCCGAGUGACUUCAGUCAACCGCCGUCUCAGCCACAGCAGGCAUCUCAGAAGGAUGUGGUGUUCAUUAAGCGUGAACCUGGCGAAGAUUCACUGGAGGAGAGCAGCACAUCGAAUAGCAAUCCUGAGGUGCAGGAUGUUAAGUGCAAGGUGGAGAUAAAGACUGAAGGAAAGGUGCAAAGUGAAGAUGUGGCAUCGGAGGCGAAGUAUGAUCCGGAAAUGAAGCCUACCUAUGAGGCAACGGUGAAGUAUCCGCCAUCAGAUAUGAAAUUCCCAGGAUCAGAGGAGCCAAUGAAGUAUGGUGAUCCACUGAAGUACAGUGCAGACAUUAUAAUGAAGUAUCCAACGGACAUGAGUGGAAAGUAUCAGGCGCCCAUUGAUGCCACGAAGUACGGGAGUGGCCAGGAGGCGCCGAUUAAGUAUGAGAUGAAGCCGUACAUUGAUCAGCCGCAGAAUCUCAAGUAUCCUGAGGGGGCACUCAAGCCGUAUCCUGAAAGUGCGCUAAAAAUGCCACCGAGUGGUCAGCCGGUGCCGCAGGAUUCUGUGCAUAUGCUGAAAGGUGCUUAUCCAGCGCCGGAUUUGAAGGGAUACCCACCAAAUAUCAAGUACACUCCGCCUCCAGCGGAUGCAAUGAAGUACGGUGGGAAUGAACCGGUGAGUCCGGUGAUGGGUAAGUCUCACUUUGGUGAGCCUGGACCGACGCCGCCACACGGAAUUCCCCGAUCACCCUAUGAUACACCACCCAUGGUGAAGUUUGGUGAUCCGAUGAUGAAGUACCAUGGAAUGGGCGUGCCCACAACCCAGGGACACAAUCCGGAGGCGCAACAGCAUGGCAUGAAGUAUCCUCCUGAGGGUGGGAGCAUGAUAAAGAGUCAAUUUUCGGCAGAUAAUCUCAUAAAGGGCGCCUAUGAUUCGCCGGGAAUGAAGUAUCCACCAUCUGAAAGUCCUCUGGAUGCAUCUUCACGAUCCACACCCAACCAGGACAGCCAGAGUAGCAAUAGUAAUUCUCAGCCACAACCUCUGCAUCUUCAUGGGAGUAUCUCAUCUCCUGUUCCACUCACAUCUGCUCAUUUGACACCGCAACAACCGACACCACUGAUUGUCAGUCAUCCGGGACUGUUGCCUCCUCUACCAGCGAAUCAUCCUUCCUUAAUGAGCGCCUCAGCUUCUCCGUCGACGGUGCCACCGCCACCGACAAUGCAUCAGCCCCUGGCCAUGCCACCGAUCAGUGUUCCCUCAUCCCUGAGUCAGGGUAGUUUGAAAUUGCCACCUAAUCCACUUCUGCCACCAACUGGACAGCAACAUCCACUCCAUAGGCCACAUGAAGCACCACAUCCGUCAUCUGGACAGACAACUUCACCACAUUCCCACCACCAGUCGGCCUCGUCGGCUCAGCGCAGGAGUCCUUCGCCCACGGCCGUGAGUGUGAGGAGUGACAGUGCGAGUAGUGUGGCUAGGGAGAGUGGACACUCAGCGCGGGCAUCGCCGCCGCCACCAAUUGCUGCAAUGAUUCCCAACAGUGCAAUGGUGGGGCAUCCUUUGCCACUCCAUCUGGGCCAUCAUCCGUUGCCACCUCAUCACCCAGCUCACCUCGGUGGGCCACUGGGUCACAAUCCUCUGCUUCCACCCUCAAUGCCUCUGCCGCUCUUGGGCGGACCACUGGCUGAUCCUGGCCGACGCACGCCAAUCUCAUCUGCGAGUAGUCUUCACAUGGGAUCACUUCAUAGCACGACGUCCCAAUCACCUCACACUCCCAGCACAUCUGCCCUGACGCCCAGCAGUUCAUUCAACCGUGCCAGUCCGAGCACAGCUCCUCCUCCGGUGUCCCAAUCAUCUGGCCCUGGUGGGGUAGGAAGUGGACCACCGUCGCACCGACCGGGAUCUCCGCUCCCCCUGACAGCGGGUCUGAGUCGCACGAGUCCAUUGCAUCUGGUGCCGCAGAGUCCAAUUGCUGGCCACCACCCAUCAGCAGCAGCUGCCCUGGCGGAGCGUGAUCGCCAUGCAAUGCGCCAGCAAUCACCACACAUGACACCGCCACCAACGACCGCGGCUGCUGCCGCCUCAUCUUUCAUGCCCAGUCCACUCAGCAAGAUGUACGGACCACCAGGAGCUGGUCAGCGCCAUCUGGGCGCAUCCCCACCGCCUCCAUCGCACCAUUUGCGACCCGGUGCCUCGCCACCUGUGGUCAGGCAUCCGCAGAUGCCACUCCCGUUGCCUCUGAUCGGACCACCGGCCGGCAUUCCCACGCCAAUGGGUGUUCAUCCGGCUGCGCAAAAUGCCUACCCCCAUCAUCUCAUCCACCCAUCGAUGUUCUAUCCGCAUCACCACAGUCCGUUCAAUUCCCCAUAUCCGUACCAUCCUUAUGGACCCAGUUUUUCCUACAUGAAGCCACCGCCACCUGGCGGGCCUCUUGAGCCCAGUGUCAUUUCUCAUCAUCAGAGUGUGACUUCCCGAUGCGAGGAAACGCCCACGCACGUGGAGAAGCAAAUGACCAUCACGAGUUCCCAAAGUGUGCAGCACAAGAUCAAGAGUCAGCCACCGAAGACACCACAAACGCCAAGUUCUGGCAGUGCUCCGGGCAGUGGAGGACAGUAUCCAAGUCCUGUGCAUGCGUAUCCACCGUCGCAUCCGUUCCCCGAGAGCCCUCUGUCCAGCAAAACGAGCCACAUGGACGCCCUGCGGGCACACGCUCAUGCGGCGAGUAACAGCUUGGGUGGGCAUCAUCCGGUGGAGCCAGUGCACGUGGACAUUGAUCCGGAUCCGGAGCCAGAGAUUCCGAGUCCACCGCAGCACAUCAAUCGCGGACCGAGUCCGGAGGCGAAGCCUGACGACACAGAGUGUCACAGAUCACAGUCUGCAAUAUUUGUCCGACGGUGCGAUCGUGGAGAUUACAAUUCGUGCACACGAACAGAUUUGGAGUUUAAACCGGUGGCAGGUUCCACGCUGGCAAGGAAGCGUGAGGAGAGAGAUAGGAAAUUGGCUGAGAGGGAGCGUGAGAGGCGUCAGCAGCAGCAACAACAACAACAACAGCAGCAACAGCAGCAGCAGCAACAGCAGGCUCAGGCACAGCAGGCCAAACUCAAGUCUGAGAUCAAACCAUUCAGCGACACUCCAGCUCUCAGGCAACUCUCAGAGUAUGCCAGACCGCAUGUGGCAUUCAGCCCUGUUGAGCCAAUGGUGCCACCAUAUCAUCCAAUGGGCCCAAUGUAUAGUAGAGAAAGAUUAAUCAACAAUUUCAGAGAAUUUGAAGAGUUGAAGAAUCAACAGGCAGCCGCUGUUGGGCCGGCAAAUCCGCAUUGGAUGGAAUUCUAUCGCAUGAGAGGCAUUCAUCCUUCGCAGUUUCCACUGUAUGGAAAUCCCGCGGCAAUAUCGCAGCUGGAGCGCGAGAGAUUGGGUAUUCCGCCGCCUCAUCAUGUCGGACUCGAUCCCAAUGAUCCAAUGAUCCGCCUAACGGGCGAAUAUCAUGCCCAUUCACACACUCAUUUGCACUUACAUUCGCAACAACAGCAGGAAGCGGCAGGAUUUCAGCUACCACCGAAUGUUCCACCGUACACUCGUCCGAAUGUGUUGUUGCCUAGAGAGCCUCAUCCUGAUGUUCUCCUUCGCAUGUCUUAUGCUGAUCAGAUUCAGGCCGCUGAAUUCCAACGACUCGAUCGGGCUCAUUCAUUCCACGAACAGUACUUUCGGCAUCACGAGAGGGAAAUGAAGGUUAGAGCGCUGGAGGAAGCGACGCGUGGAAAACACUGAACCUUCCACGCGCAGUUCAAGCCGCUAUGGUGAUAACGUCACACAAGAGUCGUCACAAUAUCUAACAUAAUGUUCUCUUAUUUUGUACUAUAACUUGAUAAGAUCACUGAGGGUGUGUGUUAUCAGAGAGAGAGAUAGAGAGAUAUUUAGACAUUGUGUGAAGGGCGAUAUCAAAGAAAGGAUCAGCAGAGAGUUUAUCAGAAAAUCGACGAUAUCUCUGAGAAGGCAGAAGAAUACCAUGUAAUUAAUUAGUAUAAGUGAAUGGAAAGGAGAGUAAUUUAGUGCUAUGUUUUGUGUUCCAAGUGAUGAUUAUGAGGAGUAUUACAAGUUCUGGAGAGUUAGAAAUUAUUAAUCGACAAGUAAUAAUUACAUCUAAAUAGAAGGAUUAGUAAUUUAAUUUUAAAUGGAACUUGCGAGAGAGGAAAAUCUUCAAUUUAGUGGUAUAUAAAAAUUAAUAAGAAAAAAGCGCUUUUUAACGUUUCAUGUCUGCCAAUAAUGUCAUUUAAUUAUUAAUAAUAUCAAAGUGGAAAGAGAAAGAAAAAUUAUCAAUCUAAAUUACAUUUAAUUAUAUUAAGUAACAAAAAAAAACAAGAAAAA
Molecule: messenger RNA, 6075 nt
Organism: Phlebotomus argentipes
Lineage: Eukaryota; Metazoa; Arthropoda; Insecta; Diptera; Psychodidae
Gene: Gug
Product: arginine-glutamic acid dipeptide repeats protein
Exons: 16
Coding region: 304-5478 (1724 amino acids)
Cellular component (GO): nucleus
Molecular function (GO): transcription corepressor activity
Source: RefSeq, a predicted model, not a curated record